Molecule: messenger RNA, 1824 nt
Organism: Penicillium bovifimosum
Lineage: Eukaryota; Fungi; Ascomycota; Eurotiomycetes; Eurotiales; Aspergillaceae
Product: ER oxidoreductin
Exons: 3
Coding region: 1-1824 (607 amino acids)
Biological process (GO): protein folding in endoplasmic reticulum
Cellular component (GO): endoplasmic reticulum membrane; endoplasmic reticulum
Molecular function (GO): thiol oxidase activity; FAD binding; protein-disulfide reductase activity
Source: RefSeq, a predicted model, not a curated record
AUGCGGUCUUCAGCGAGACUGUUCUACGCAGCAGUGUUCGCGUUAGCAGGACUCAGCCAUGCCGCCGAACAAGAUCCUUCACUGGACCCAACCAAGUGCGCUCUUGAACCCUCCGCUAUGGUUUCAGAUGCCUGUGUUUCGUACGGCGACAUCAACGGCAUGAAUGACAUGAUUUUUACGACCAUCAACUCCAUCACCCAAGAAACGGACUUUUUCUCCUACUACCGCCUCAACCUGUUCAAUAAAGAAUGCCCCUUCUGGUCAGAUUCCAGCAGCAUGUGUGGCAACAUUGCCUGUGCCGUGAACACGAUCGAAUCCGAAGACGACAUCCCGCUCACAUGGCGCGCCGAAGAACUAAGCAAGUUGGAGGGACCCAAGGCGAAUCACCCACCCCGCAAGAUUCAGGCAGAGCGCCCGAAAGAACGUCCACUACAGGGCGAGCUGGGCGAUGAUGUUGGCGAGAGCUGUGUGGUGGAAUACGAUGACGAAUGCGACGAGCGCGACUACUGUGUCCCCGAGGACGAGGGUUCCGCUGGCAAGGGAGACUACGUGAGCUUGGUGGACAACCCAGAGCGGUUUACAGGAUACAGCGGAGCAGGCGCACACCAGGUGUGGAAUGCCAUCUACGGCGAGAAUUGCUUUAUGAAGCCCGUGUCCGACGAGAUGGAAGAGCAGUCGCUCAACGUACCGCUGGGCGGCCUCGAGGCAGCCUCUGCCUUCCGCAAUAUGCUCCACCAGGGCUCGCAGAGCGUGGAAGGCUUACCGCUGGAUAACGAGUGCUUGGAGAAGCGAGUGUUCCACCGGCUGAUCAGCGGCAUGCACGCAUCCAUUUCCACACAUUUAUGCUGGGACUACCUCAAUCAGACCACGGGCCAGUGGCACCCCAAUGUGCAAUGUUUCAAGGAACGCCUUCUGGACCACCCCGAGCGCAUUUCGAACAUGUACUUCAACUAUGCACUGGUCUCUCGCGCCGUGUCCAAGCUCCGCAAGCACCUAGAUGGGUACACGUUCUGCACCAGCGAUGCGGAGCAAGACCGCGAGACCAAGAAGCGCGUCAACAAGCUCACCAGCGAAUUGUCAACACUGCCGCAAAUCUUCGACGAGAAGACUAUGUUCCAAGACCCCAACUCCAUCAGCCUGAAAGAGGACUUCCGCAACCGCUUCCGCAAUGUCAGCCGUCUGAUGGACUGUGUUGGCUGCGACAAGUGCCGACUCUGGGGUAAGCUCCAAGUGAACGGCUACGGAACGGCGCUGAAGGUGCUCUUCGACUACGACGAGACCAAGAACGGCGAGAACCCACCCCUGCGCCGCACCGAGCUGGUCGCCCUCAUCAACACCCUCGGCCGCAUCUCGCACAGCUUGGCUGCUUCGCGCAGUAUGCAGCGAGCUCUGCUUACCGGCAACACUCACAUGUUCCCCGUCCACGGUGCCGUCCCCUCGUCCCACCACGCCAACGCCCUUGGCAACAACCGGCGUGUGUUCCGAGACGGGAACAACAACUUCUACUACGAAGGAGGUGACAGCGACUAUGUGUACGGCCGAGGUGAAGCACCGGAGCGGUAUCCUUGGGAGCGCAAACCGCGCAAUCCGGACGAUGGCUUCUUCGAGGAUCUCAAGAACGAGUGGGAUAUGAUCUGGGGUACAGUCGGGUAUAUUUGGCAGUCAUGGAUGGAUAUCCCGCGGACAAUGUUCCAAAUCGGCGCAUCGGAGUCCUUCCGACUAUACAAUUACUGGCUCGGGUUGCCGGUGCCUCCACGCAUGUGGAAGUUGAAGGUGCCGACGCCGCGCCCUGUUAAGACUCAGGGUUCUCAUGAUGAGUUAUGA